This is a messenger RNA of Brassicogethes aeneus, 3289 nucleotides long. Lineage: Eukaryota; Metazoa; Arthropoda; Insecta; Coleoptera; Nitidulidae. The record is from the annotation of a GenBank genome assembly.
AUCGGCGCCAACUACGUGAAAUGUCAAAACAUAUUUUUUUGUAAAUAUUUGCAAAUAUUUUAUCCUCGCAUUUAAUAUACCGAUUUAAGCGAAAUGAUUGAAAAAUAUAGUGAAUAUUGUUAUAAAUAGAUUAGGGAUUAAACUGUGUAAAAUCAGGACGAUAAUAUCGAAGAUUACAACAAUUAUAACCAAAUUAUUUGGUGGGAUUUUCUGGACACAAAAAAUUGUUAUUUUUGCUUAAAAAAGUGGAUUUUUUGCACGAAAACAAUCAAAAUGUCCACAGUAGAGUAUGAUCUAGACACCAGUGGCGGUUUAAUGGAUCAAAUCCAAGCUCUGAUAGCUCCUCCCCAGAGCGACGAGAAGGAGUCAAAAAAGUCCACUGAACAUCCAUACUUUAAACGGCCUGGCAAAGGUCACAAUCACGACAGCUGUGACGCUUGUGGUGAAGGAGGAGACCUGAUUUGUUGCGACAAAUGUCCCUCCAGUUUUCAUUUGACUUGCCAUGACCCCCCACUGGAAGAAACAGACAUCCCUCGCGGCGAAUGGCUCUGCCACUCGUGCAUACACUCUAAAACGAAACAGCUUCAACAGCUCCAAACCCAACCACCUCCUGUCACGACGACCAGGCAACAAUCUGCGCAGCUGCAGUCGCAAACGUUGCCGCAGCUGCGCAGCAAGCGAUCGAGCUCUAUGCCCACCGAAAGUAGCACGAUUAGCUGCAGCAAGCCGCCAGCGAAAAAGGUGAAGCUGAGCGCCAUCGAGAUGUUAAUUGAAGCAGCAAAUUCGAUGAAUCCAAGGCAGUUUGAGCUGCCCAGAAGUAUGAGCAUACCCUGUAUAUUUCCCGGCACUGAUAAAGUUGAGAUUCCGUACUCCAGGACAGGCCGUCGAACGACUUCCAAAGCCUCGAAACCGGAUCAUGAGCGGACUCCGGGUGGAAUCAUCCCCCUGCCGUCGAAAAAAUGCAACGAGUGUCGGAAAUCGUGUCGCAUUUCUCCGUUGAUUGCCUGCGAUUUUUGCCCGCUCUACUAUCAUUUGGAUUGCUUGGAUCCCCCAUUGACUACACCCCCCUCCGGGCGCUGGAUGUGCCCCAAUCACAUUGAACAUUGUUUGGACACAAAACUUCUUUCUUCCGUAUCUGCAACGGAACGCGUGAAAUUGUGGGACCGAUUCACGGGACUUCCCGUCGACCAAGACUCGGUAAAAAUUGAAUUUUUUCGUCGCGUGCACAACAAGAAUCCCCCCUUCAAAACGAAAGUCCGCCUAGCUCCGCGCGGCCUUGUAAAAAUCCCCGAAAUGGUCAAAUACCACUACAGAAAACCCGUCGCGUUGUUACCAAGCUUACGCGACGUUCUGCGCAUAGAAUACGUGAACAACCGUGCCAUAAACAGAAUGAACGACUUAAACGAAAAAAGCAUAAGUUUUAUAGAAGAAAUAAAGCAAGAAAACGCGGAAAAAAUAAGCGAAAAUAUUAUCGAAAUACAAAUGGAUUCGUCGGAAUUAAAAGAAGAAAAAGACGAGUUUUUGGACGCGCCGGAAGUCAAAACCGAACAACUGGAUACAACACAUCAACAACCUAUGUGUAACGGUUAUCUGAGAAACGGUGCAGGGUUGACAGAUUUCGUCAAAAAAGAGAACAAUUUCAUGGUGGAUUUUGUCUCUGGGAUCACUACUGAAGUCGAACUAGAGUUGAAGCAAUUGGACGACAGAUUGUUAAAAUUAUUAGCAUUUCAACGAAUUCAGCAACUUUUAACACAAAAUUCGAAUUCAACGUCCUUUUUUUCUCAAAGUCUACAGAACAAGUUGAGGCAAAUGCCUUUGCCCAGCGAACUUUUGACACCUGCUGAUAUUGACAGGAUAUCUAGGGUUUUCAGCAGCCCAAAGAAGAAAAAAACGAAGAGUAAUUUAAGGGCUCGCGCCAUCUUGUGCCCGGUUGUUUCUAAACAUUUUUACAAUGUGCGUACUUCUGAGGUUGACCCGACAGAUGUCAGGCACGACGCGAGUUUUAUGGGUUUCAGACCUACGGUUUCUACGCGGUUUCCCGAAGCUGUUGCUAUGCGAUACAGGAUAUUAAAUAUAGGGAAAGGUUCAGCAAAUGACGUGGAUUUAGAAAGAUUUGGACAUUGUAAUUUUAUAUCACCGAAACAUGCUGUUAUAUUUUAUGAUGAGUGCACCAAACACUACGAACUACUAAACUACUCCACCCACGGUACGCAUGUAAACAACGUGCAAUAUUCAAACGAUGUUGCCGUUGAACGUCACCGCCCCCCGACAAGCGCCGAUGCCAAAUUGGCCUCGGUCGAAUUGGCAGUUCGCGAUAUAAUCGACAAAAAACGCAAAAUCGCCUCUGCCCGUAAAACCCUCUCGUCGAACAAUAACCUGGCAACGGUGGCCGCCGCCGCGGCGGCAGCGGCAACACCGCUCACCGCCGACUCGGCCCCCAAGAUGGCGGCCAACGACGGCAUCGAAAAAAUCGACUGUCUGUGCGCAGGCAACGUUGCCAAUGUUGCUAACGCGUCGGAUCAGAACGAUCUAAAAACUGGAUGGGAAGGUUCCGCCAUCUUGAAUCAUGGGUCCUUACUGAGGUUCGGGUGUAUUUCUUUUGUUUUUUCCAUCGUCGAAUGUUCCUCCUUUUAGAUAGAUUUUUUACAAUAAAAGAUUUGAAGAACUUACGAAAACUGUCAAAUUUUUACGACGUUGCAUUAUUUACGUGGUAAAGAUAUUACGGAAAAAAGAUUAAAGAUUUCACAGGUUAAAAAUGUCAAAAUCGUUUCCGUGUUGCUACAUUUCUAGUUGUGUUUUUUUAUAAUUAGACAGUUUUUGUAUUGUUUUCAAAAAAUUAAUAAAAAGCUGUGUAAAUUUAUUGAGCCCUCUAGAAACUGACUAAAAAUAGGUAAAAAACGUACAAAAAGCAAUAAAACUAUUGGUUUUGCAGACAAAAAACAGUACAAAUUUUUAAAAUUCCACCAUUUUUUAAGUAUAUUUUCGCGUUUCUGUGAUGUUUAAAACGAAAAAAUAUAAAAAAUUCCCAAAUUUUGUGAUACCGCAUUCAUUUUUAAGUUAGUUUAGCAGUUUUUAGAAGGUACUACUGUAAAUAAGUAAUUUUUAGGUUAGGUUGAAAUUCUGUACGAUUUUUUUUGUAAUUUAUUAAUUUUAUUUAAUUAAGAUUUAUUUCAACAUUUUUUAAUUUUUAAGGUCGUCAAAUACGUUAUAAUGCUGAAAUUGCAUGCAGUAUUGUUAUUUUCUAAGUGGAUAUAUUUAUUUUUGUUUAUAAAUAAACGAAAAAACUCGA